Sphenostylis stenocarpa is the source of this 1002-nucleotide messenger RNA. The record is from the annotation of a GenBank genome assembly. Lineage: Eukaryota; Viridiplantae; Streptophyta; Magnoliopsida; Fabales; Fabaceae.
AUGAAUUCAGAACAAAGUGUGGGGAAGAAGAGUUGGCUACCAUUUAAUCUUUCCCAUUCCGCUCGAAGGAGAAGAGCCCGAUCCCGAGGAUGUCCUCCAAAUUCUGCCCAACGUUUACAUACACCAGCUUUUAACGAUUUUUGUUAUCUUCUUGUAAAACUCUGUCGAGCCCAGAAUGUUCCAAUGAGCAGUAAAAAGCGUCUUGCAAGAAUUGCAUGCAAAUUAAUAGCUCUGCAUUUGAAAGAAUAUUACAAAGAAGAAGUCAAAUAUUGUAAUUUUGUCAUAACAUUUUCCAUCCGGUUGAUUGGAUUUUUUAAAGUGACACAUUCUUGUUUGGUUGCUAAUGUUCAUAAUAAAGAAAAAGGCACAAGGUGUCUAUUUUAUUUCAAAACUUCAUUGCUUGGUGGUGGAAAUGCGCAAACAGAGACUGGAACAAGCUUCGUCCAUCACCAGAUCACUGUGAAUAUUGGGGAGGACGUGGCAGACAAGGUAGUAACAUUUGCUAAAAGAUGCUGUCAAACUGUUUGCGUACUUUCUGCUAUGGGUUCCUUAUCAAGUGUUGUCCUUCGCAUUCCAUGUACUGAUAUUGUGAAGUGGGAGGGGCACAUUGGAAUUUUGUCACUAUCUGGAAAAUAUACCUUCAACCCUGGUGAGGAUGAUGCACAUGACGUGCAUAACUGGUUGAACCUUUCACUAACUCAUCAUAAUGGAAAUAUUUUUGGAGGUUCAGUUUGUGGUCCAAUGAUUGCGGCAACCCCUGUUUAUUUAAGUCUUGCCAGUUUCAAAUUAAAAAGUACGAAAAAAAUGAGAUGGGACGUAGCUGAGUCUGCUGUCGAAUAUCCAAUGGAAGGCGGCAAACAGAGUGGCCAUUCACCAACAUCUGGACUUUUUCCAACUACUGAUAAACUACCAGAGAGUGACACUCGUAAACAACAAAAGAAAGUGUGUUCUGAAACAACUGGUGAACCACAAGAGGAACCUAGUUCUGAAACAACUGAUUAA